Trypanosoma brucei brucei TREU927 is the source of this 435-nucleotide messenger RNA. RefSeq lists its product as hypothetical. The record is from RefSeq and is a predicted model, not a curated record. The transcript has a single exon. NCBI's taxonomy places the organism in Eukaryota, Euglenozoa, Kinetoplastea, Trypanosomatida, Trypanosomatidae. The coding region runs from base 1 to 435 and encodes 144 amino acids.
AUGGUUGUGUUUCACCAAUUGAUACUUCCACUAGGGGUACUGCUUUUACUGCACAGUAUUUACCUCGCGCUGAGUGCUCGUGAGCAACUUCAGGAACAGCACCACGGGACUGGUGAAUCCCUCAAUAGAGGCGACUAUUUUCCCAUGACGUCUUUACGCACGGGAGCUGUGACAGGCAGCAGUGGCGCAACAUUGUACAUCUUCGCAGAGUUACUUGUAGGUGUCGCUGUAUCGAUAAUUGGAUAUGUGAAGCGCUCAACCUUCAAACCCGCGCGACUCAUCGACAAAAACUGUUUUGACCGUUACGACAGCAUUGCUUACACAGGUGUGGGUUUUAUGCAUUUCAAUCAUCGCGGAGCAGGAACAGCAAGGCGAAGCGCAAAGACACCCAACGGGGAGAGCAUUCGAGCAUCAACAGGGAAGAAACAUGCGUAA